CAAAACCUCCAUAUUAAACCGGAAAAAAUAACCUGGAACGGUAGCUGUCCCGAAACAGCUUCGUACAGAGAAAACGGAGAAAAUGGCUUCGCGCCUGAGCCGAAUCUGGCCCGUCGUGUCCCGGGUUCGCUUGAGCUCCGCUCUCGGGACCCGCUGCGUGUCGCAGACGCCGAAAUCAAGCGCGGCCGGUGCGGCUGUGGCGUCUGAUCUGCAGCCCGUGUCACCCGCGCUUCAGGACAGUCAUGGACACACAGAGGUCAACCCGUUUGAAAAGAAUCCAGAUUUCCAUGGCUUCCAUCAUCAUGAUACUUUUGUGGAUGAAUGGAACAUGAGAUUAGCGUUUUUCUUUGGCAUUUCUGUGGCCAUUGUUAUCGGAGGCACUUUCAUCCACUAUUUACCUGACCACGGUAUGAGGCAGUGGGCGCGUCGGGAAGCUGAGAGGUUGAUCAAACAGAGGGAGGCUGAGGGACUUCCACUCAUGACUGAAAAUUAUUAUGACCCCAGCAAGAUUAUUCUCCCCUCGUCUGGAGACGAGUAGACAUCAUUUUGUCAAUAAAUAUUCUGUUCAUUUGUGUUUGCUUGUACAUUAGACUUUCCUCAACUGUUAUAAUAAAAAUAUAUGUUCUAAUAUAA
Molecule: messenger RNA, 633 nt
Organism: Triplophysa rosa
Lineage: Eukaryota; Metazoa; Chordata; Actinopteri; Cypriniformes; Nemacheilidae
Gene: ndufb11
Product: NADH:ubiquinone oxidoreductase subunit B11
Exons: 3
Coding region: 83-538 (151 amino acids)
Source: RefSeq, a predicted model, not a curated record